GUCAAAUUCCGUCUAAUGGAAACGUAACGAGCAACAAUAGAGCGGGCCAGCGACUCAUUGAGACUCCGUCGGGCAGCGCCUGGCAACUCGGCCCGGGGCCGGCGGCUGCUGCUGCGGCAACCCUUGGCUCCGGCUUCAGCUUCGCUCCGGCUCCCGGCUCGGGUUCGGGCACCAUCUCCAGCCCUAGAGCGAGCCUCCAACAGGGCCGCGGCGCUCCAGAACUCUAGGUGGCCACUGGCUGCGACUUCUGCCCUCCCCGCCCCCCCCAGUCCCCGAAGCCGGCCCGGGCCCCCUGAGGUCUCCCCCUCCCCCCGGCUAGGCCCUCCGCCCCCCCCCUCUUCCCGUAGGGAGGGGUUUCUUUAAUUCUGUUCUUGGGGGGAGGUCUAGAAGAGGGGAGUCAGUAGCCGGCUAGGGAAGGAAGGGGAGGGCCUGGGGGGGCCUGCAAGUUGGUGCUAGUGGCCAGGGAGCGGAGAUGGGCAGAUAAGGGAGCUGCCUACGUAAGUGCCCCCUCCCAGGCCCCGGCCCCGGCCCCGGCCCGAGCCUAGCAAGCUGAGCGGGAAGUCUCAUCUGCAGUCCGUUGUGUGCGGCGGCCGACGUCGGCGGCAGCUGCGGAGGAGUCUCGGAGUCCCAGCCAGGCAGACGUGGAAGGCGGGCCUCGAUGGAGCUGCGCUCGGAGCUGCCCAGCGUGCCCUCGGCGGCCGGGCCCCCGGUGGCGCCGGGCUCCGUGGCGUCCGUGGCGUCCGUGGCGGCGGCAGCUGCCGCGGCCGCCUCUCUGCCCGUGAGCGUGGCGGGCGGCCUGCUACGGGCUCCGCCUCUGCUGCUGCGAGCCGCCGAGAAGUACCCGCGCACGCCCAAGUGCGCGCGGUGCCGCAACCACGGCGUGGUGUCUGCGCUCAAGGGCCACAAGCGCUACUGCCGCUGGAAGGACUGCCUGUGCGCCAAGUGCACCCUCAUCGCGGAGCGCCAGCGGGUCAUGGCCGCGCAGGUGGCUCUGCGCCGGCAGCAGGCGCAGGAGGAGAACGAGGCCCGCGAACUGCAGCUGCUCUACGGCACGGCCGAGGGACUCGCCUUGGCCGCGGCCAACGGCAUCAUUCCGCCGCGGCCGGCCUACGAGGUCUUCGGCACCGUGUGUCCGGACAGCGCAAGCGGGGCUGGCCCGGGGCCGGGGCCCGGUUCGGUCGCCGGGGGCGCUGGAGGUGGAGCAGGAGGCACAGAGGCCAAGCUACAGAAGUUUGACCUGUUUCCCAAAGGCCUGCUGCAGCCGGGAGGGGCGGCUUCUCCUCAGCCUCCCGGGGGAAAGCCAGUGUCGCCUGACGGGGCAGACUCCGCGCCCGGCACUUCGUCUCCAGAGGCCCGGCCUGGUUCCGGUUCGGAGAACGGCGACGGUGACUCGUUCCUGGGCUCGCCUCUGUCCAAGGCACUAAAGGAAGGGGGAGGCGGCGGCGGCGGCAGCGGCAGCGGGAGCGGCGGCGGCGGCCCGGGCGACGACGACAGCCCUGGCUCCAUCAGCCCCCUGGGUUCCGACUCGGGCUCCGAGGCGGACAAGGACGAGGCCACGGCGUCUCCGCCGCCGUCGGGGUCGGGCCCUGGGCCCCGGCAGCGGACGCCGCUGGACAUCCUGACCCGAGUCUUCCCCAGCCACAAGCGCAGCGUGCUGGAGCUGGUGCUUCAGGGCUGCGGCGGGGACGUGGUGCAGGCCAUCGAGCAGAUCCUGAAUCACCACCGGGGUGCUGCCGUGGCCGGGGGAGCCGCCGUGGCAGCCGUGGCCGCCGGCGGCCCGGACAAGGGCCCGGACGAAAGCUGGACCGGGCGCGCCGACGGCAGCGGAGGCGCCCUAGGCGCUGCGCUGCAGCCGGGCCCCGCCACCGCCCACCACCCCCAUCACAGACCCUUGCUGGCUGGGGCCAUGACUCCGGCCAUCGGGACCCUGGGCAGCCGAUCGGCCUUCUCGCCGCUGCAGCCCAACGCCAGCCACUUCGGAGCGGAGGCGGGCGCCUACCCGCUGGGCACGCCCCUGGGCCUGAGCCCGCUGCGCCUGGCCUACUCGGCGGCUGCACAUAGCCGCGGGCUGGCCUUCAUGGCGCCCUACUCCACAGCCGGCCUCAUGCCCACGCUGGGCUUCCGGCCGCCCAUGGACUACGCCUUCAGCGACCUCAUGCGGGACCGCUCGGCCUCCGUGCACAAGGAGCCCGUCUACAGCAAUGGGGGCGGCCUCUACGGGCCCCUGGUUAACAACACCCCGGACAAGCAGUAGGGAGGGGCACGGACUGAGGGGAAGGGCCUGGAGCACGCAGUGUGAGGUGGAGCCCGGGCCAGGCCUCCCCCCCCCCCCCAUCCCCAGCACCGGGGCCCAUUUCGGGCGGUACUCAACGCUGCUCUGCGUCCCCCGGGCAGGGAGGAGGGAGGCCGGCUCCGCUCCGGAGACAGGCUGGGAAGGGGGAGAGACUAAGGCAGGCUCGGUCCGGGGACCCCUUUCCGUAGCAACGGCCCGAGGGACAGCCGAAGGGCAGGGGGUUGGGGGCGUGGCCAAGGCCCAAGGUUGCGGGUUCCGGAGCCCUAUCCCAGCCCCAUUAGAAGGCCCUCGGGCUCCCGGAGUGCUCUGGGCCGCCGUCCCCUCCCCGGACGGAUCGUAGGUUGUCAGUUGGUCUCUCCCUCCCCCCGCCCCCCUUCUCGCUUUUCGUUUUUCGUUCGCUCUAACAAAUAUAAAUCUAGGCUGAACAAACCUACUCCUAGCGCUGGGUCUAGUCCUUGGGAGAGGAGGCGGCAGGGCACGCCUCUGUCCGGGUCUCUUGCCUCGGUCCCUGGCUCUGUCCGGGGUCUCUGCCCCUCCCGCUAGAUCGGGGGCCGGCAGAAGCCCCGGGCAGUGGGCUCCGAGCCGGCGCUUUCGUUGUUUCGGUUUUUGUCCCGACCCUCCCUCGUCGCUUACGGUCCGAGCAUGGCUAUUCAUCUCUGGUGCAUUGUGAGGUUUUCCACGUGUAUAACUCUAUGGGUACCUGAUCUCUCCGUAUUCCUAUACAUAUCUAUACGAGCGAGUGUACGAUGUUAUAAAUGGAUUCUAAGUUAUUCGUUGUGAUCUGUAGGUGAACUUGGUAUGAACGUUUAAGAAACACAAUUCCCGAAAGGAAAACAGCCGAGACGGUCAAAUACAAGCAACGACAACCAAA
Messenger RNA from Monodelphis domestica (gray short-tailed opossum), 3164 nucleotides. It is a transcript of the gene DMRTA2, whose product is annotated as DMRT like family A2. Lineage: Eukaryota; Metazoa; Chordata; Mammalia; Didelphimorphia; Didelphidae. The record is from RefSeq and is a predicted model, not a curated record. Gene Ontology annotation, molecular function: protein binding; DNA-binding transcription factor activity, RNA polymerase II-specific; RNA polymerase II cis-regulatory region sequence-specific DNA binding. Gene Ontology annotation, biological process: sex differentiation; regulation of transcription by RNA polymerase II; germ cell development. Gene Ontology annotation, cellular component: nucleus.